Medioppia subpectinata is the source of this 492-nucleotide messenger RNA. NCBI's taxonomy places the organism in Eukaryota, Metazoa, Arthropoda, Arachnida, Sarcoptiformes, Oppiidae. The record is from the annotation of a GenBank genome assembly.
CUUAAAGGUUGACUCAUUUCUUGGUCAACACUAAACCAGUGUUCAGUAAAUGAUAAUUAAAUUGAUUUCCUAAUUAUAAUUGCAUUUCAAUCUCAAUACAAAUGAAUUGUUUGUUUCAAACCAUUGAAACACUUUUGGGUUUGCUUUGGUUGACCGCAAAUAUCGUGACGUUUUUCAGCACUUUUUUGCCCCCAAUUUGUUUGGCAUUGAAUUGAGUGCAGCGACAGAAAGAUGUCUUUGAAGACACCCAAAGGAUUCAAGAGUUUGGACGACAACUUUGUUAUGCCUCAAGACAUCAAGAAAGUCGGUUAUAUGAAAAAGCUUAAGAGGCUGAAGAAGAAGUAUUUCGUAUUACGGGAUAACUUUGACCCAAAUCUGGGAUCCCUUUCGUAUUACGACACGGAGAAGAAGUUCAAGAAUAGUUCGUCCAAUUGGUCUAAUUCACAGCCAAAACGAGUCAUUUAUCUGAAGGACUGUUUCAGUAUUAACCGC